CAUCCUAAAUACAACAAGAUGAUAAAGUUACUUUUGUUGCUUCUCUGCUGUCAUGUCUCAUCUCCAGUGAAACACUCCCUAACGUUUUACCUCAUGGUGUCCUCUGGAGUCCCAAACAUCCCAGAUUAUUUGGUCAUGGCAGACAUUGAUGAAGUGAUUAUGGCUUACUCUGACAGCAACAUGGCAACACACGAACCCAGACAAGACUGGGUGAGAAAAUUAAGGAAAGAAGAACCACAAUACUGGCAAAGGAGCGUUGAAGCUUGCAUGAAUUAUCAGGAGCUCUUUAAAGCUCAAACUGACAGUUUCAAGCAGCACUUAAACCAAACUGAAGGUGUACACAUUCACCAGCAGAUUUCGGGUUGUGACUGGGAUGAUGAGACUGAAAAGGUACAUGGUUUUAACAAGUAUGGUUAUAAUGGAGAGGACUUUCUCACAUUUGCCAUGGAGACAGAGACAUGGAUCGCUGAGAACCCACAAGCUGAAAUGAUUAAACAAGAGUGGGAUGGAAAUAAAUUUGAUAUCGCAAAAAAGAAGAACUUCCUCACCAGCGAGUGUCCUGCGUGGCUGAAGACAUAUUUGAACUAUGAGAAGAGUUUUCUGCAGAGAACAGACCUUCCCUCAGUGUCUCUCCUCCAGAAGUCUCCCUCCUCUCCAGUCAGCUGCCACGCUACAGGUUUCUACCCUGACAGAGCCAUGAUGUUCUGGAGGAAAGAUGGAGAAGAGAUUCAUGAGGACGUGGAGCUCGGAGAGAUUCUCCCCAACCACGAUGGAUCCUUCCAGAUGAGUGUUGACCUGAACCUUUCAUCAGUCCCACCUGAAGACUGGAGGAGGUACGACUGUGUGUUUCAUCUCUCUGGUGUGAAGGACCACAUCGUCACCACACUGGACAAAGCAGCGAUCAGGACCAACUGGGGCAAAACUGCGCUGAGAAAUAGCAAAGAUAACAUGACUGUCCCGAUCACUGCUGUUGUGGUUGUUCUUGCUGCUGUCCUCAUUGCUGCUGUUGGAUUUACAGUUUACAAAAAGAAGAAAGCCAGUCGCCCUGCACCUCCUCCUGUCAACAGCUCUGAGCUCUCUGAGAGACUGAAUCCAGAAACAUGACUGACAAACACACCAUCCUGCACACAGUGACAUCAUGUAGGACUACAGAACAGUCAGUGCUGUGACAUUAAGUAUUCACACCUCCAGUUGUUUUACCAUUUAAUGUAAAACUGUAGUGGCUUGAAUUCGGCUGGUGGCUGUCACAGCAGGCUAGUGGCCCGCAACAGUGGCCGGUCUGACCUGUGUAACUGCAGCAACAGAAAUUUUGCUUAUCCAGGAGGGAGCUUUGGUUUGCUUUGGCUGGAUUUGGAUUGCUGCGGCCACUGAAUGGGGGUCUAUCUGUGGAGCUGCUGCCUACUCUCUUCGGGGUGAGGUGGUCUGUAGUAGCGGAAAAUGAGGAGGAGGGGACACAGGGAUUUGAGACUCCAGCUUACUUGGCAACAUACUGCCUAUAUGAACAUGAAGCCGCAGCUGAGAGCGUCUGGCUCCACUUAUCAGAGGGCUAAGCAAUUAGAAACAUUUUCUCUCCAUCUCUGUAACACACUGCCAAUAAUGUUAUGUUUUGUUUCAUAUACUGUCAGACUCAUUUUUAAGACUCUCUUUGUUAAAUUUAUUCUCCUUUUUUUGGGUUACUUUGCAGUGUAGGCAGUGUAGCCAAUGCUGGAAUAGCAGCUUUUUCUGCAGGAUUCUCCACCGUUGAAUCAGGCUUUCACAGAAGGGACAAUACACACACAUCUGCAUCUGUAGAACAGCCAAUAGUCCAAAGUCUCCUGUAACAGGCUAGAUUUUCUAAAGCCCAAAAUCAGAACCAAGAGAAGGUGCAAAAGUCUUGUUUCUCUCGGUCCACUUAAAUUACAACAUGCUCCAAGUUAAGCAUGGUAUUUCUGCUAAAUGAUGCCAAAAUAAAACGGCCUACCCCAGCUUUAAGAGGAAAAAACAAGCUGAAUAAGGCAUGGACUCUCUUUGGAUGUCUCAUUCAUUUGCACUGCUGUUUCAUUCAUUUUGUACUUAUGUUUUUCCUUCAGUCAAAAGGUCUGAGGCCAGUUGGACAAAACACCUUAAGUUAAAAUAUUACUUUAAGUCCUCGUUAAGGUUUCCUCAGAAUAAAAUUGGUUGGACAAAACACCUUUAAAUUUUCUCAUUAAAAUGUUCAAUGAAGUAUUCAUGGUUUUCUCCUUGUUUUGGUCUUAUACUAAUGGAAUCCCUAGACUGUUGCACUGAAGACCUUAGCAACUAAAGCAAGCAAAAAAAACCCAAAAACUUAAGGUACCAGUGACUCCAUCUUAUCUGCAACAUGAUAAAUGCAAAAAACUAACACACCCCAAGAAGACUGUUCUGCGACCACGCGCCCAGUGGAUACGCCUUUGAUUUUCCACUAUAGAUUUGACAGAAUUCAU
Messenger RNA from Epinephelus lanceolatus (giant grouper), 2441 nucleotides. Its product is annotated as major histocompatibility complex class I-related protein 1-like. Gene Ontology annotation, cellular component: external side of plasma membrane. Gene Ontology annotation, biological process: immune response. Lineage: Eukaryota; Metazoa; Chordata; Actinopteri; Perciformes; Serranidae. The record is from RefSeq and is a predicted model, not a curated record.